This is a messenger RNA of Drosophila teissieri, 429 nucleotides long. It is a transcript of the gene Sgs5bis, whose product is annotated as salivary glue protein Sgs-5. The record is from RefSeq and is a predicted model, not a curated record. The transcript is spliced from 3 exons. Bases 1 to 429 code for a protein of 142 amino acids. NCBI's taxonomy places the organism in Eukaryota, Metazoa, Arthropoda, Insecta, Diptera, Drosophilidae.
AUGAUCAACACUAUCCUUGUGGCAGCAAUCCUAGUGGGCGUGGCGCAAGCCACAAUCAUCCUUAAGCCCCAAAAUCCGGUGGAGCAGACCACCAAGUGCCAGAUCUACUGGCGGGAACACGCCUGGGCUCUCGAAGAUUGUGUGUGCCGGGUCUUCCAGAACGGUUGUCUUCUGGCCGAGGAGAGUGAUCGGCGGGAAAAUGCUGGAAAGACCCCGCUGAUUCCGGUCGAGAAAGGUGUGUGCCAGAAGUUCAUCAAGCGAAAGUGCCUCCUUGGAUGGCCUGUGGUGGCCAAGUUCCCCAAUCCUUCUCCAUGCGACUGCAAUGGCAAGGAGGGCAGUCUGGAGAUCAAGAAGUUUAAAAGUCUGUGCGAAUUGCAGAAGUACGCAGCUGAAUGCAACAAACCCUACAUCAGCUACUCAAGGUGUUAA